Molecule: messenger RNA, 1188 nt
Organism: Brugia malayi
Lineage: Eukaryota; Metazoa; Nematoda; Chromadorea; Rhabditida; Onchocercidae
Exons: 10
Coding region: 1-1188 (395 amino acids)
Biological process (GO): phosphocreatine biosynthetic process
Molecular function (GO): creatine kinase activity
Source: RefSeq, a predicted model, not a curated record
AUGUCACUGCCUGGGACAUUCAAGAAACUUUUCGCUGUAGCUGGCGGAGCAACAGCAGCUUUUUUAGCUGUGACAUAUACUGGGGAGCUUUACAAAAUGAAUUACCAGAUUGAUGAGACAGAUGUCUUUGCUAUUCAGAGGGUCAAUGCAGCUUACGCAGAACUUCAAAAGGAUAGGAAUUGUAAUUCGCUGCUAAAGAAAUACCUGACACCUACAAUUCUAAAAAAAUUGGAAAAUAAAAAGACGAAACUGGGUGUUUCGCUUUACGACAUAAUUCGUUCUGGUUUGCACAACCAUGGCUUGGCGAUUGGUGUUUAUGCAGCGGAUCCUGAAUCUUACCAGAAAUUCGCUGUUCUCUUCGAUAAAAUUCUAGAAGAUUACCAUGCAUUCAAACCAGGAGAUAAACAACCGGCAGUUGAUUUUGGCGAAGAAAGAUUGGGCGAACUCUCACUUCUUGAUCCUGCUGGGAAAUAUGUUAAGUCAGUAAGGAUUCGUUGUGCUCGUUCCAUUGCUGGUUAUCCGUUCAACCCACUUUUGAGUGCAGAUGAUUAUAUAAUUUUAGAACAGAAGGUGAAAAAUGCAUUGCUGCAAAUCGAAGAACCUGAACUACGUGGGAUCUAUUAUUCACUGGAUGGAAUACCGAAAAAAACGAAGGAUCAUCUUUACAGUAAACAGCUCCUAUUUAACAACAAUAAUUCUUUAUUGAAACAUGCCAAUGCCUAUAAUGCUUGGCCAGAGGGACGUGGAAUCUUCUACAACAGCGAUAAAUCUUUUUUGGUUUGGGUUAACGAAGAAGACCAUGUUAGUAUGAUUUCUGUUGAAGAAGGAAGUGAUAUUGGCAAGGCUUUUGCUCGUUUAAUACGAGGUUUGAAGGCAUUGGAACAAAAGCUAACAUUCGCUGAAGAUAAUCGACUUGGCUGGUUAACAUCAAAUCCUAGCAAUCUUGGUUCUGCAGUUAGUGCUUCAGUACAAAUAUGUUUGCCGAAAUUGAGCAAAAAAUCCGACUUAAUGGAAAUAUGUGAAAAGCUGAAUUUGCGCGUUGUUUCAGUAGACAUUACUUCGUCUGAAGUGCCGAAUAAAUACUAUCUUAUAUCAAACAAGAAAACCCUUGGAGUAACGCAGUAUGAAGCAGUUAAACAAAUGUACGAUGGUAUAAAAGAAUUGAUUCGAAUGGAGGAGCAUUCAUAA